Ziziphus jujuba (common jujube) is the source of this 2894-nucleotide messenger RNA. RefSeq names its product chloride channel protein CLC-b. Gene Ontology annotation, cellular component: plant-type vacuole membrane; intracellular membrane-bounded organelle. Gene Ontology annotation, molecular function: voltage-gated chloride channel activity; nitrate:proton symporter activity. The coding region runs from base 313 to 2676 and encodes 787 amino acids. The record is from RefSeq and is a predicted model, not a curated record. Lineage: Eukaryota; Viridiplantae; Streptophyta; Magnoliopsida; Rosales; Rhamnaceae. The transcript is spliced from 7 exons. Gene Ontology annotation, biological process: transmembrane transport; chloride transport.
UUUAUGCCGAUCUUCCAAGUUUCAUAACUUCUCAAAAAAACAUACUUUCUUUUUCUCUUAUUUUAUUAUUAUUAUUAUUUUUUGACAGGAAAGUAACAUUAUGUUUUUACCCAAUGCUUUUUGAAGAUAUCUUCUUGACUUUGUCUCUUUCAUUUCCUUCAAGAUACCCUCCCAUAUACAAUUGUUUUGCUAUUUCUAUGUAUUUGGUUGGUCUAGACUCUCAUUAGAAACUUUGAGAGUUUGCUUAUCUAACACUCUCUCUCCCUCUCCUGAAUUCCUUAUAGAGUUAAGAAAGUUCCAAUUAUACCACCAAUGGAAGAAGAUUCAAACCAGUAUGCAGAAGCAUCAUUUCCCAACAGCGAAACAGAAGUUUACUUAGAAGAAAGAGACCCAGAAAGCAAUUCUCUGCAUCAACCACUCCUCAAGAGAAAUAGAACACUUUCAUCCAGUCCACUUGCGAUUGUUGGAGCCAAAGUUUCCCAUAUUGAGAGUUUGGAUUAUGAAAUCAACGAGAACGAUCUUUUCAAGCAAGAUUGGAGAAGCAGAUCCGAAGUCCAAGUUUUGCAGUAUAUAUUUUUGAAGUGGACUUUGGCUUUCCUUGUUGGACUUCUAACUGGUUUAAUAGCCACCCUCAUCAACCUUGCAGUGGAAAACAUUGCUGGUUACAAGCUUCUUGCUGUGGUUGGAUUCAUACAGGAAGAGAGGUACCUGACAGGGUUCAUCUACUUAACUGCAUCCAACUUUCUUCUGACAUUUUUAGCUGCAAUUCUCUGUGUCUGUUUUGCUCCCACUGCUGCUGGACCUGGUAUACCUGAAAUCAAAGCUUAUUUAAAUGGAGUGGACACUCCCAACAUGUUUGGUGCUACAACAUUGAUUGUCAAGAUAAUUGGAAGCAUUGGAGCUGUCUCCGCUGGCCUAGAUCUCGGGAAAGAAGGGCCUCUCGUGCACAUUGGGAGUUGCAUUGCAUCCCUACUAGGCCAAGGGGGUCCUGAUAAUCACCGUAUUAAAUGGCGUUGGCUCCGGUACUUCAACAAUGACCGGGAUCGCCGGGAUCUCAUCACCUGUGGUGCUUCUUCAGGAGUCUGUGCUGCAUUCCGAGCCCCAGUUGGUGGCGUACUUUUUUCUCUUGAAGAGGUGGCAACAUGGUGGAGGAGUGCCCUCCUCUGGAGAACUUUCUUUAGCACAGCAGUUGUGGUGGUGGUGCUCAGGGCUUUCAUGGAAAUAUGCAAUUCUGGGCAAUGUGGGCUUUUCGGAACAGGAGGGUUAAUAAUGUUUGAUGUAAGCAAUGUUACAGUCAGGUACCGUUUAAUGGAUAUUAUCCCUAUUGUUUUGAUCGGCAUUAUUGGUGGGGUUCUGGGAAGCCUUUACAACCACCUUCUCCACAAGGUCCUCAGACUAUACAAUCUCAUUAAUCAGAAGGGAAAACUCCACAAGCUCCUCCUCAGUCUCACCGUAUCACUCUUUACCUCUGCUUGCCUUUAUGGUCUCCCUUUUCUUGCUAAAUGCACACCCUGUGAUUCCUCUCUUCCGGAUUCUGCUUGCCCCACCAAUGGACGGUCUGGCAACUUCAAGCAAUUUAACUGCCCCAAGGGACACUACAAUGACCUAGCUACUCUACUCCUUACCACUAAUGAUGAUGCAGUUCGAAAUAUUUUCUCAACCAACACUCCCAGUGAAUAUAACCCCUUUUCCCUCCUAAUAUUCUUUGCACUGUAUUGCAUCUUGGGACUGUUUACCUUUGGUAUUGCCGUACCAUCUGGACUCUUCCUUCCCAUCAUUCUCAUGGGCUCAGCUUAUGGCCGCCUGCUUGGUAUUGCCAUGAGAUCUUAUACAAACAUUGACCAGGGGCUUUAUGCUGUUCUAGGUGCAGCCUCCCUCAUGGCUGGCUCGAUGAGGAUGACCGUUUCACUUUGUGUGAUAUUUCUUGAACUCACCAACAACCUUCUUUUACUACCCAUAACUAUGAUUGUCCUCCUUAUUGCCAAAACUGUUGGAGACAGUUUCAAUCCAAGCAUCUAUGAGAUUAUACUGCACUUGAAAGGCCUGCCUUUCUUGGAUGCUAAUCCAGAACCAUGGAUGCGGAAUCUCACUGUUGGUGAGCUUGCUGAUGCCAAGCCGCCAGUAGUUACCCUCUGUGGAGUCGAAAAGGUGGCCCAUGUUGUGGAUGUACUGAGAAACACCACACAUAAUGCUUUCCCUGUUGUAGAUGGAGGAGUGGUGCCACCAGUGGGACUGGCUGAGGGGGCAACAGAACUACAUGGAUUAAUCCUCAGAGCUCACCUUGUCCAAGUGCUGAAGAAGAAGUGGUUCCUGAGAGAGAAAAGAAGAACAGAAGAGUGGGAAGUGAAAGAGAAAUUUACCUCGAUGGAUUUGGCCGAGAGGGAGGGGAAGAUUGAGGAGGUGGCUGUGACAAGUGAUGAAAUGGAGAUGUACAUAGAUCUGCAACCUCUGACCAAUACAACACCUUUCACAGUGGUAGAAAGCAUGUCAGUUGCAAAAGCCAUGGUGCUCUUCAGACAAGUGGGAUUGCGCCAUUUGCUCAUUAUACCAAAGUAUCAAGCAGCUGGGGUGCCUCCUGUGAUUGGUAUAUUGACCAGACAGGAUUUGAGGUCUUACAACAUUUUGUCCGCCUUUCCUCAUCUGGCAAGAUCCAAGAGCAGAGAGAAGGGUAACUGAAUCUCUCAUAUUGAACAGAAGUAUCUAGUAGCUUUCUUGGUGCUGCCACAAAACGUUCUCAUUUUUGAAGGUUUUACACGUUAUGAAUUCUUUCAUUAAAUUAGAUAAGAAACCACAAUAAUGUAUUUAUUCAACAACUAUUUUUACACAAAUUUCAGUCUAUGGACAAAAUUUCUUUUUCUCAACAGAACAAAUAACACAGGGUUGGCCUUGGAUGA